Papaver somniferum (opium poppy) is the source of this 1287-nucleotide messenger RNA. RefSeq lists its product as uncharacterized. The transcript has a single exon. NCBI's taxonomy places the organism in Eukaryota, Viridiplantae, Streptophyta, Magnoliopsida, Ranunculales, Papaveraceae. The record is from RefSeq and is a predicted model, not a curated record. The coding region runs from base 1 to 1287 and encodes 428 amino acids.
AUGUGUACUCAUAAACUCCAGGGUGGACUGGGUUUUAGGAAUCUGAAAAAGAUGAACUUAGCCCUUCUUACAAAAACAUCUUGGCUACUUAUACAUUCUCCUAAUGAUAUGUGGGUCCAAAUUCUUAGGUGUAAGUACUUUAAGAACUAUCAUCCUCUCCAUUACAAGAAACCCUGGUCUAUGUCUUGGGCUUGGUCUAGCAUUUUUAAUGGUCUUGAUAUCCUAAAACAGCAUGCUCAUUGGGACAUCAAAGAUGGUAGUACAGUUAAUGCUUUUUCAGAAAAAUGGAUUCAAAACUCUUCCCAACCUUUGUGUGUUAGUUACCCAAACCCGAACUACAAAGUUGCUGAGUUUAUCAACCAUGAGUCUAAAAAUUGUAAGACAGAGCUAAUAGAGUCCUUAUUCACUAGUGAAAACAAUAUGAAAAUUUGCAGUAUGAGAAUUCCAACUUCUGGUAGUGACACUUUAAUCUGGAAUUACAAUAAAAAUGGUAUCCUAACUGUCAAAUAUGUUUAUAAACUGCUAGAUAAUGAACUGCCUCAUAAUUCUAGUCCCAACCCUGAUUUUGAUACUCAUAAGGCUCUUUGGAAAUCUCAAAUCUUGCCUAGAACACGAUUGUUCAUUUGGAAAAUUUUUGAGAAUAUUUUACCUGCAGGUCACAAAUUAGCUAGACUCAAUCACAAUCAUGAUGAAAGGUGCAAAUCUUGUAACUCUGGUGCUUCUGAAACCAUUGAACAUAUGCUAUUUCACUGUUCUUUUGCUAAAAAUGUCUGGUCAAAUAUUCUUGUUGUUAGUCACUCUGUUUUGCAGGAUUCUGAUUCCAAUAUCAGUAUUAAGAACUGGAUUUCUAAGUGGCUUGUUACCAAAACUCUGCAAGAUAAAUCAGUUAAUGUUCUAACUACUGCCUGGUGUAUAUGGAAAUACAGUUGCUCAAAAUUGUUUGAUAACAAACACUUAAAUUCUCAGAUUACAGCUAGAAAUGCCUUAAGGAUUGUGGAUGAAACUAUCAAUGCACUUACCCCCGUUCCUGUGCCAAAUAUCACCAAUGUGGCUAUUGUUAAUGAUUCUAGUUUUCUUGACUCUGUUUCACAGAAUUGUCUUCUUAUCUACUGUGAUGCUUCUUUUGACAAUAAUUCUAAUGACUCUGGUGUUGGCAUUGUGGCUAUAAAUUCUUCAGGUGAAUUCAAGGGUUGCAAACUAGUCUCAGAAAUGAGCUCAUGUUCUGAAGCAGAUGAAAGUGCAGCAAUUCUGGAGGCUGCAAGUUGGAUUAAGAAGAAUAACUUUUAG